AAAAGAAAUAGACCAGAAAGCAUUUACACAUUCCUUUUAAACAUUUGAAAGCUCUCGUUUCCCUCUUCAGUCUUUGGUUUUAAACUUGAUGGAGCUUCCUCAUUCUUAGUCCCUGACAGUCUGAAAGACUUGAACUCCAAGACCUUCAUUAUGCUCAAAUUGAAAAGCCAGGCCUUCCUUAUUCGAAACCAUGGCAUGCCUAGAUUCCCCAAGUUUACUUCAGCAGCUGCCUUAGCUGAUACCACAAUUACCCAGACCCUUAUACAGGAAGUGCCACAACCUCGAAUUCAACCCCCCGGACUGUUCAUCACUGCCCUGCAGAGCUCUAGAAACAUCUUCCACAUUAGGCAAGUCCAUGCCCAAGUUGCUGUCAAUGGAAUCCUCCAAAACCUCACUGUUGCAAACAAGCUCCUCUACAUGUACGCACAGCAUAAGGUGCUGGGUGACGCUUAUGCUCUGUUUAGUGGGAUGGUGGAAAAGAAUGCAGUUUCGUGGAGUGUAAUGGUUGGUGGGUUUGUGAAGGGUGGUGAUUUUGCUAAUGGUUUUAGAACAUUUAGGGAGCUCAUUCGAUGUGGGAUGCCGCCGGAUAAUUACACAUUGCCUUUUGUGAUAAGGGCUUGUAGGGAUUUGAUGGACCUGAAAAUUGGCAGGUUGGUUCAUGACAUUGUUCUGAAACAUGGGUUGCUUUCGGAUAAUUUUGUAUGUGCUGCUCUGGUGGACAUGUAUGCGAAAUGUAGGGUUAUAGAUGAUGCCCGCCAACUGUUUGAUAAUAUGCCUAACAGGGAUAUUGUAACAUGGACAGUGAUGAUUGGUGGGUUUGCUGAGUGCAGGAAUGCGAGUGAGUCUUUGGUUCUGUUUGAUAGGAUGAUAGAUGAAGGUGCUGUUCCAGAUAAGGUUACUAUGGUGACUGUUGUUAAUGCAUGUGCAAAGUUUGGGGCUAUGCAUAAGGCCAGACUUGUUCAUGAUUAUAUACGUAGGAAUAAGUUUUACUUGGAUGUGAUCUUGGGGACGGCGAUGAUUGAUAUGUAUGCUAAGUGUGGGUGUGUUGAUUCCGCAAGGGAAAUUUUCGACAGGAUGCAAGUGAGGAAUGUUAGAACAUGGAGUGCCCUGAUUGCGUCUUAUGGUUAUCACGGGCGCGGCAAGGAAGCUCUUGAGAUAUUCGAGAUGAUGUUGAGCAGUGGAGUGUUACCAAAUGCAGUUACAUUUAUUUCACUAUUAUAUGCUUGUAGUCAUGCUGGCUUGACUGAAGAGGGUCUGCGGUUUUUCUCAUUGAUGUUGGAUGAAUAUGCUGUCAGAGCAGAUGUUAAACAUUAUACUUGUAUGGUGGAUCUUCUAGGUCGUGCUGGGAAACUUGAUGAGGCCUUGAAAUUGGCUGAGAGUAUGGCAGUCGAGAAAGAUGAGGGGUUAUGGAGUGCUUUGCUUGGGGCAUGUAGAGUCCAUGGGAAUCUAGACCUAGCAGAAAAGGCAGCUAGUUCACUGCUUGAACUACAGCCCGAAAACCCAGGGCAUUACGUAUUGCUUUCAAAUAUUUAUGCAAGAGCAGGGAGGUGGAAAGAAGUGGCGAAGAUGAGAAAUCUGAUGACCCGGAGGAGACUAAAGAAAAUUCCUGGUUAUACUUGGAUUGAGAUAGAUGACAAAAACUACCAAUUUGGUGUUGCUGAUAGAACUCAUCCACAAUCAGAAAACAUUUAUGCUAUGCUGAAGAGUUUGAGUCACAAACUGGAGUUGGCUGGUUAUGUCCCUGAUACGAAUUUUGUGUUGCAUGAUGUUGAUGAGGAAGUUAAAGUGGAUAUGUUGUACACCCAUAGUGAGAAGUUGGCAAUUGCAUUUGGCCUUAUCGCCACGUCUGAUGGAACUCCUAUUAGAAUUACAAAGAAUCUUAGGGUUUGUGGUGACUGCCACACAUUUAGCAAGUUUGUAUCAGCUAUUACAAAUAGGGAGAUUAUUGUCCGUGAUGCAAACCGGUUUCACCUCUUCAGGGAAGGGACCUGCUCAUGUGGAGAUUAUUGGUAAUUGAAGUUUGUUUUACCAAGGCAGAAAGGUUGCUUCUUUAACAUGCUCUUAUGCUCAAUGUCCCAAUGUUGCUGUUGGUGCACAAAAAUUCGGGGGGAAGAUUACCCAACAAAAAUCUCCCUCCUUCCAUCUUCGAGAAGCCCUAGACGCAUCCAUCUCGCAAUCGAUUAUGGGGAGAAGGGACCUGCAAAACAGAAAAACAGUCCGACGCCCAAGUAAAUAUCAAUUCGAGAAGAAUAUAAAAUGAAAUUGGAUUGAUACUUGUUACCGUUGUCCUCUCUCCUCUCCCGAUUCCUCUAUAAGCUUGAGAAUUUAUAGUCAUUCGUUGCUUCGUCCUCCCUCCAUGGUUCUUGGCCCUUACUCUAUGUUGUAGUGGGAGAAGAGGUGUUUUCACGUCCUCCACUACCCCAUCAGUUUUCCCUUCAUUUUACUUUAGCAAGUUGUUAGUCACUUUUGGACUUUGAUUAGUGGGCUUGGUUUAAUGGGUGGGAGCCCAAAGCCAAAAUUUUACACCCCCACAUGCCCCCUUUUUUCUUUCCGUACGAGCUCUGAGUGCGGGAAGGAAAAACAA
Rosa chinensis is the source of this 2584-nucleotide messenger RNA. Its product is annotated as pentatricopeptide repeat-containing protein At4g21065. The transcript has 2 exons. The record is from RefSeq and is a predicted model, not a curated record. The coding region runs from base 151 to 2013 and encodes 620 amino acids. Gene Ontology annotation, molecular function: zinc ion binding; RNA binding; protein binding. NCBI's taxonomy places the organism in Eukaryota, Viridiplantae, Streptophyta, Magnoliopsida, Rosales, Rosaceae. Gene Ontology annotation, biological process: RNA modification.